UAGCGGGGCGUGGCUCGGGGCGGGCACUUGGCAGGAAGGAGGUAGGCCGCUGCGGAAGGCGGCCUAACGCAAGAGUUGGUCGUCGACUGGUUUUCACCAUGGGCGCACAUUGUCGGGGCUCAGAAUUCGAUCUCAGCUGGAUCUCCAGAGUUCAAGUGAACCAGGCGGCUGUUCUGAGGCGGGCAGAACAGAUCCAGGCUCGCAGAAGCGUGAAGAAGGAGUGGCAGGCUGCGUGGCUCCUGAAGGCUGUUACAUGUAUAGACCUCACCACACUUUCUGGGGAUGACACGUUCUCUAAUGUUCAACGGCUCUGCUCCAAAACCAAAUAUCCAAUCCGGCAAGACCUCUUAAAAGCUUUAAAUAUGCACGACAAAGGCAUCACCACAGCGGCCGUCUGUGUUUAUCCUGCCCGGGUAUGCGACGCUGUGAAGGCGCUGAAGGCCGCAAGCUGCAGCAUCCCUGUGGCAUCAGUGGCCACUGGCUUUCCAGCUGGACAGACUCAUUUGAAGACACGACUGGAAGAGAUCAGACUGGCGGUGGAGGAUGGAGCUACUGAAAUCGACGUGGUCAUUAACAGGACCUUGGUGCUGACUGGCCAGUGGGAAGCCCUCUACGACGAGAUCAGUCAGUUUCGAAAGGCCUGUGGGGAGGCACAUCUCAAAACCAUCUUAGCCACGGGAGAACUCGGCUCGCUCACCAACAUCUACAAAGCCAGCCUGGUAGCAAUGAUGGCAGGAUCAGAUUUUAUUAAGACUUCUACUGGAAAAGAAACGGUAAAUGCCACCUUCCCAGUAGCGAUCGUAAUGCUACGGGCCAUUAGAGAUUUCUUCUGGAAAACUGGAAACAAGGUAGGCUUUAAACCUGCAGGAGGCAUCCGCACCGCAAAGGAGUCCCUUGCAUGGCUCUCUCUUAUAAAGGAGGAGCUGGGGGAUGAGUGGCUGACACCUGACCUCUUCCGGAUAGGGGCCAGUUCUCUGCUCUCAGACAUCGAGAGGCAGAUAUACCACCACGUGACUGGACGGUACGCAGCUUAUCAUGAUCUUCCGAUGUCUUAGGUCAGCAGCCAGCCCAGAAAAGCAUCUUGCAACAAGCUUCCUGGGGGAUUGAACUCAAAUCUUCAUGCUUGCACAACAGCAAUUUGCCAAUCAAGUCAUCUCCCCAACACACAAAUCUAAUUCUGUGUAUCGUGCACAGGCUCCUGCUCCUCGGGUUCUACCUGCUGGGCCUCCUCUCAGCUCAUCUGCCAACCAAGCAAUAUCAGAAAAGAAGGUGCAACAUCAAAAGGCAUUUCUCAUGUCUGAUGCCGUGGCAACUGGUUUCUAUGAUUCUUCUGGUCGUUCUUAUAAUAAAAUCAUCAGCUUGUGUCUUCCUGA
Molecule: messenger RNA, 1373 nt
Organism: Cricetulus griseus (Chinese hamster)
Lineage: Eukaryota; Metazoa; Chordata; Mammalia; Rodentia; Cricetidae
Source: RefSeq, a predicted model, not a curated record